Messenger RNA from Suricata suricatta (meerkat), 5551 nucleotides. It is a transcript of the gene LAMC3, whose product is annotated as laminin subunit gamma 3. The transcript has 33 exons. NCBI's taxonomy places the organism in Eukaryota, Metazoa, Chordata, Mammalia, Carnivora, Herpestidae. The record is from RefSeq and is a predicted model, not a curated record. Bases 1 to 5007 code for a protein of 1668 amino acids.
AUGCAGGCGUUCUCAAGUGAUGCCGCUGUCACUCCUUUGACAGGGACACCCUCCUCCAGGUUGCUGACAGGGGUGAGGCGCCGAGAGCAGCAGGGAGGCAAGGCUCUGCGAUUCUCUUCCCAGCUGGGGGACGCGGAGGCCCAGGUCUUGCAGCUGUCCCAGCGUUACACGGCUUCCGGCAGCCGGGGACACGCGGGUAUCAGCUGGGAGACCGAGGCACCCCAGAGGGGCGGGGCCCACGCGAGUUACUAUCAGGGCCUCAGGACCCCGGAAGGGGGCUACUUUGCCCCAAUCCUGGGCUCCAAGGAGGCUAUGAGGACGGUGAGGCUCCGAGAGGCUGGAUGGAGUCCCGCAGCAGGGUCGGAGAGCAGCUCGGGCACUCCCGGGCACGUCCACCAGGUGGGGGUGAGCGCCAAGGGACGGAGCGGCCGGGAGGCCUCGCACACGUGCGGCCACCCGCCCGAGGACUUCUGCCCGCACGUGGGCGCGCCGGGCGUGGGGGCGCAGUGCCAGCGCUGCGACGCCGGUGACCCCCAGCGCCACCACAACGCCUCCUACCUCACCGACUUCCACAGCCAGGACGACAGCACCUGGUGGCAGAGCCCGUCCAUGGCCUUCGGCGUCCAGUACCCCACCUCGGUCAACAUCACCCUGCGCCUGGGGAAAGCUUACGAGAUCACCUACGUGCGGCUGAAGUUCCACACCAGCCGCCCCGAGAGCUUCGCCAUCUACAAGCGCACGCACGCGGGCGGCGCGUGGCAGCCUUACCAGUACUACAGCGCCUCCUGCCGGAGGACCUACGGCAGGCCCGAGGGCCAGUACCCGCGCCCCGGAGAGGACGAGCGGGUGGCCUUCUGCACCUCCGAGUUCAGCGACAUCUCCCCGCUGAGCGGCGGCAACGUGGCCUUCUCCACGCUGGAGGGCCGGCCCAGCGCUUACAACUUCGAGGAGAGCCCCGUGUUGCAGGACUGGGUCACCAGCACCGAGCUCCUCAUCUCCCUGGACCGGCUCAACACGUUUGGGGAUGACAUCUUCAAGGACCCCAAGGUGCUGCAGUCAUACUACUAUGCCGUGUCUGACUUAUCCGUGGGCGGCAGGUGCAAGUGCAACGGACACGCCAGCGAGUGUGGACCUGAGGAGGGGGGCCGGCUAGUCUGCCGCUGCCAGCACAACACCACGGGCACCGACUGCGAGCGCUGCCUGCCCUUCUUCCAGGACCGCCCGUGGGCCCGGGGCACUGCCGAGGCCGCCAACGAGUGCCUGCCCUGCAACUGCAGCGGCCGCUCCGAGGAGUGCGUGUUCGACCGGGAGCUCUUCCGCAGAACGGGCCACGGUGGGCGCUGCCUCCACUGCCGGGACCACACUGCCGGGCCACACUGCGAGCGCUGCCAGGAGGACUUCUAUCGCUGGAGUCCCCGGACGCCGUGCCAGCCCUGUGACUGCCACCCAGCAGGUUCCCUGCGUCUCCAGUGCGAUGACUCGGGCACCUGCGCCUGCAAGCCCACCGUCACGGGCUGGAAGUGUGACCGCUGCCUGCCCGGCUUCCACUCGCUGAGUGAGGGAGGCUGCAGACCCUGCACCUGCAGCCCUGCUGGCAGCCUGGGCACCUGCGAGCCGCACAGUGGACGCUGCCCCUGCAAAGAGAACGUGGAGGGCAAGCAGUGUGACAGAUGCCGCCCAGGGACGUUCAACCUGCAGCCGCACAACCCAGCCGGCUGCAGCAACUGCUUCUGCUAUGGCCACUCCAAGGUGUGCACGGCCGCUGCCCACUUUCGGGAGCACCACAUCCUCUCCGACCUCCGCCAGGGAGCCGAGGGCUGGCGGGCCGCAAGCGUGGGGCGCCCAGAGCAUCCUGCGCGAUGGAGCCCAAGGGGACUCCUCCUGAGUCCAGAAGACGGGGAGGAGCUCACGCUUCCAGAGAAAUUCCUGGGAGACCAGCGGUUCAGCUACGGACAGCCUGUCACACUGACCUUCUGGGUCCCCCGCGGGGGCUCCCCACUCCCCGUGCAGCUGAGGCUGGAAGGGGCGGGCCUGGCCCUGACCCUGCGGCACUCCAGCCUGUCGGGCCCCCGGGAUGCGGGGCAGCCGGGGGAGGGACAGCUCACGUUCCUGUUGCAGGAGACCUCUGAGGACGUGGACCCUCCACUGCCCCCCUUCCACUUCCAGCAGCUGCUCGCCAAUCUGACAGCUCUGCGCAUCCGGGCCGGCGGCCAGAGCGGAAGCCCUCCAGGCCGGGUGUACCUGACGGAGGUCCGGCUCACAUCCGCCCGGCGCGGGCUCUCUCCGCCAGCCUCCUGGGUUGAGGCUUGCUCGUGCCCCGAGGGGUAUACAGGCCAGUUCUGCGAGUCCUGCGCUCCAGGAUACAAGAGGGAGACACCGCUGGGGGGUCCCUAUACCAGCUGUGUCCCCUGCACCUGCAACCAGCAUGGCACCUGUGACCCCCACACUGGGAUCUGCCUGUGCGGCCACCACACCGAGGGCCCCUCCUGUGAGCGCUGUUUGCCGGGUUUCUAUGGCAACCCCUUGGCAGGCCAGGCCGACGACUGUCAGCCUUGUCCGUGCCCCGGACAGUCAGCCUGCACCGUCACCCCGGAGAGCGGGGAGGUGGUGUGUACCCACUGCCCCCCGGGCCAGAGAGGGCGGCGCUGUGAGAUCUGUGAUGACGGCUAUUUCGGGGACCCUCUGGGGCUCUCUGGGGCCCCCCAACCCUGCCGGCGGUGCCAGUGCAGUGGGAACAUCGACCCCAAUGCCGUGGGCAACUGUGACCCCCAGUCUGGCGGCUGCCUGAGGUGCCUGCACAAUACGAGAGGUGUCCGCUGUGAGCGCUGUGAGGAGGGCUUCUUCGGGAGCGCCCUGGCCCCUCGGCCCGCAGACAAAUGCAUGCCCUGCAGCUGCAACCCAAGGGGCUCAGUCAGCGAGCAGGGACCCUGCGACCCGGUGACCGGCCAGUGCACCUGCCUGCCUCACGUGACGGGACGGGACUGUAGCCGCUGCUGCCCCGGCUUCUAUGACCUCCAGCCCAGGAGGGGCUGCCGGAGCUGCGCCUGCCACCCGCUGGGCGCCCAGGAGGAUCGGUGUCACCCCAGGACCGGGCAGUGCCCCUGUCGCCCAGGCGUCGAGGGCCGGGCCUGUGACAGAUGCCAACUGGGUUUCUUCAGCUUCUCCAUCAAGGGCUGCCGAGCCUGCAGGUGCUCCCCGUUGGGGGCCGCCAAGGUGCAGUGCCACCAGAACGGCACGUGCGUGUGCAGGCCCGGCUUCGUGGGCUACAAGUGUGACCGCUGCCAGGAAAACUUCUUCCUCACGGCCGGCGGCACGCACUGUCAGGAGUGCCCGUCCUGCUACGCCCUGGUGAAGGAGGAGGCUUCCAAGCUGAAGGCCAGGCUGACCCUGAUGGAGGGGUGGCUGCGGGGGUCCGACUGUAGCGAGCCCUGGGGACCCCUGCACAUUCUGCAGGGAGAGGCCCCAUGGGGGGACGUCUACCUAGGAGGUCUGCUGCAAGGAACACGGGAAGACUUCCUGGAGCAGGUGACAGGCCUCGAAGGUGCGGUGAAGGCCGCCAGAAAGCAGCUGCGGGCGCUGGGCAGGGGUGCCCGCUGUGCCCAGGCCGCAACAGAGAAGACCUGUGUCCAGCUGGCAGACCUAGAUGCGGUGCUGGAGUCCUCGGAAGAGGAGGUUCUGCAGGCGGCUAUCCUCCUCAGAUCUCUGGUGAUUCCUCAGGAAGGGUCCAGCCAGCCCACCAACUGGAGCCACCUGGCCACCGAGGCCCGUGCCCUCGCCAGGAGUCACAGGGACACCACUGCCAAGAUUGAGGCCAUUGUGCGGAGGGCCCUGGUCGCCUCCAACACCAGUUAUGCGCUUCUCUGGAGUCUGGUGGAGGGCAGAGCCGCCCUGGAGGCCCAGCGGGAACUGGAGGACAGGUACCAGGAGGUCCAGGCGGCCCAGAAGGCGCUGGGCACGGCUGUGGCAGAGAUGCUCCCUGAAGCCGGGAGGGCGCUGGCCACCACGCAAGUUGGUGCAGACGCCGCCCUGCGCCCAGCCCCGCGGGCUGCCCCCGCAGCACUGAAGUCCCAGGCCGGGGCCCUGGGUCUGAAGGCGCAGGCCCUGGAGAAGACGGUUGAAUCUAGAGAGCAUGUGGUCACCGAGGCUGCCCGGGCCCUCCAGGCCACCGCCCAGGCCGUGGUGCAGAAGACAGAGCCCGUCACGCAGCUGCACCAACAGGCCAGAGCCGCCCUGACGCGGGCGUCCUCAUCCGUCCAGGCUGCCACAGUGACUGUCACGGGGGCCAGGACCCUGCUGGCCGACCUGGAAGGAAUGAAGCUGCAGUUUCCACGGCCCAGAGCCCAGGCUGCGCUGGGGAGGAAGGCAGGCGCGGUCAGGGGCAGGCUCCUUGCAGACUUGAAAAAGAAGACCAAGCAGGCAGAGAGGAUGCUGGGAAACGCGGCAUCUGUCUCCUCCAGUGCCAAGAAGAAGGGCCAGGAAGCCGAGAUGCUGGCUAAGGACAGUGCUAAGCUCGCCAGGGCCUUGCUGAGGGACGGGAAGCAGGAGCACCGCCGGGCAGGCCGGCUGUCCAGCCAGGCACAGGCAACGCUCCGACAGGCCUCCCGGCAGGUGCGUGCCUCCCAAGCACGCAGACAGGAGCUGGAGGAAGUGGAGAAGGUGGGCGCCGGGCUGCGGGCCAUGGAGCAGCAGAUCUGGGAAUCACGCACAUCCCUGGAAGAGGAUGUCCAGGCCUUGUUGGCGCUUCUUGCCAGGCUAGGGUCACUGGACACUCAUCAAGCCCCAGGCCAGGCCCUGAACGAGACCCAGUGGGCACUGGAGCGCCUGAGGCUGCGCCUGAGCCCACCGGGGGCCCUGCAGGGGAAGCUGAGGCUGUUGGAGCAGGAGUCCGAGCAGCAGGAGCUGCAGAUCCAGAGCUUCGAGAACGACCUCGCAGAGAUCCGGGCCGACAAGCAGAACCUGGAGGCUAUUCUGCACAGCCUGCCCCAGAGCUGUGCCAGCUGGCAGUGAGGGCCGCCCAGCACGCCCAGUGCGGCCCUGGCCCGGGGCAGAGAGGUUUUCCCCGCGUUUCCUGAGCUGGAUGGGAGAGAUGCCCACGCUACGGCCUCCCCACCGCCACAGUCCCUGAGUUUACGGCAUCAGGUCAGACACAGAGACUGUGUGUUUGAAAGCCUGAAGCUGCCCGAUUCCACCUUCUCAAGAGAGACGGACCCAGCUUAGGCCAGGCCCCCCACUCCCAUUCAGAAUAACAGGGGGUCUCGGCACCAGGCCAUAUAGUGAGAGCUUGUCCGUACCUUCUCCAGAUCUGCUGGGGGCCACUCAGAGAAGAUGACUGCUCCUGCACAGAGAGCCUGAAAGCCGAGACCAUGGGGUGUGUGUGUGUGUGCGUGCACGCGCUUGUGCACACCAAUGAGCUGGGGAGUGACUUGGUGGAUUUGAGAGGGAGGACGGGGGCAAGGAGGCCGAAACAGAAGGCUGUUGGGGGCCUGGGUGGCUCUGUCGGUUAAGCGCCGACUGCAGCUCAGGUUAUGAUCUCAUAGUUCGUGAGUUUGAG